AUGGCUCAAGUACUUCAACUCUCUCUCAUUUAUGCGGCAGCAGUUGCUUUCAUGUUUCAACAAUGUUGUGAUGGGAAGUUGAUGAUGGAGUACAUAGGAGCCACUGGAAUUCCUAUAACAUUUGACUCUGUACCGAUUGACAGUGCGAUCGACUUCCAUUUCAUACUCGGGUUUGCGAUUGAUGCAGACUCAUCAGGCAAGCAACAAAAUGGGAUAUUCUCACCAUAUUGGCAAUCUACAUUAACCCCACAAUCUGUUGCAGCCAUCAAGCAAAAACACUCUAAUGUUAAAGUCAUGGUAAGCCUCUCAGGUUGGAGCUUGGGUGAUCAAGUCCUUCACUGGUACAAUCCAAUAAACCCAAAAAAAUGGGUAUCUAACGCUGUCUCGUCACUUGGCUCGAUAAUCACCACUUACCAUCUUGAUGGCAUUGACAUAGACUACGAAAACUUCCCAAACCCGACGAGCAGUAAUUCAUCGAGUUCUUUUGCUUUUUGCAUUGGCGAGCUCAUCACUGGCUUGAAAAACAAAGGACUCGUUUCUGUUGCUAGCAUUGCACCGUUUUACAGUACAACUGCGCCAUAUGUUCAGCUCUUUGAUAGCUAUGCAGAUGUUAUAGACUAUGUCAAUCACCAGUUCUACACUGAUAAGGUUACUACCGCGAAGGGAUAUCUGCAAGCGUUCAAACUUCGAGCCACACAAUUUGGAAAGGAAAAGUUGUUGCCUGCCUAUGAAGUAGAUGGAAGAGGAAUUCAAGGGGAUGCCUUUUUUGAUGCUUUGACACUGUUGCAGACAAAUGGAUUCGAAAUUAAUGGGGUCAUGAUCUUCUCAGCGGAUGCUUCUUCUAAAAACAACUUUUACUAUGAGAGAAAAUCACAAGCUUUCUUGCUCAAUUCUACUAGUAGUACUAACUAG
Pyrus x bretschneideri (Chinese white pear) is the source of this 912-nucleotide messenger RNA. Its product is annotated as chitinase 2-like. The record is from RefSeq and is a predicted model, not a curated record. Gene Ontology annotation, molecular function: hydrolase activity, hydrolyzing O-glycosyl compounds. Lineage: Eukaryota; Viridiplantae; Streptophyta; Magnoliopsida; Rosales; Rosaceae. Bases 1 to 912 code for a protein of 303 amino acids. Gene Ontology annotation, biological process: carbohydrate metabolic process. The transcript is spliced from 2 exons.